ACCUUUUUCAUUGUCACACCAAAACGCCGCCGCUUUAAGAUCUCCUUUCAUGGUCCACCCCACCCUCCCAAAGAUACCACAGGUCUGCAAUGGUGUAAAAUUAGUGACAACCAUCGGCGAGAAAGAGACAUUUUCUGGGGAAUCUAAUUGAUGGCAGAGGAAGGAGGAGUAGAAUCGAGGACUGGGAAGGUGGAGGAGGUGAUGGAAGGAGUGGCAUCAAUAGCACUGUUGCCAUGUGGCUCCAUCUCUGGCCACUUCAUCCAGCUUCCCCAUUCCAUUUGCUACGGCCUUCAUGGCACUGAGUUGGAAUGUGAAAGAGAGUGCAGUAGGGGUGAGGAUUACCGCUUGAUCAAGCUCACAAUCACAGACUUCAAUAGAAAGAAAGAACAAGCUCUCGUUGUGGAGUGUAGAGGCCAUGAUGCUGCCCGCUUCCACAACAUUGAUCACGCUCACGGGUGGGAGAAGGAUGUUGUGGGCAUGGUUGAGCAAAGGGAAAGGAAGAACAAGAUUUUUGUUUCUUUUGUGUGUGAGACACUGAAAGCUGAGAAAGCAGCAGAAGAUCAUAUCAGGCAGUUUAUGCCUAAAUUAGCUGGACUAAACGCUAUUGUUAACAUCGGCCGGAUGAGCAUUGCAGGUAUGGACUUUGAAGCAGAAGAAACAGAGCUUUUACAGGAUGAGAGGAUGAUGCAGAGUUUAUCCAGUGAUCCAGCCGCCACGCAGAGCGUCUCAGCAGACACGGUGCGUUGGGCACCGAACAACGCGUACAAACAGGCGGUUGGGAGGCCUGAGUACGCGGGGAGGGUUCGGCAGGUUGGGCCGAACGUUACACCUGUUCGGGGGACAUAUUUCUCAUACAGGCCUCGCUCACAGGGGAGACCAUCUGAGGGCACGUCUCGGGAUUGGGCCGAACAUGCCCGGAAGAUGGAAAAAAUCCAAGCGGAGCUACAGGCUGUACGAGAGAGGAAUGACACGUUGGAGCAGCGCAUGCAACAAUUCGACACCAUGGAGCAGCGCAUGCAACAAUUCGACGCCAUGGAGCAACGCAUGCAACAGUUCGAGGUCUUCAUGUCCUCAAUGGGAAUAUCACAACCAUGUCUUGGUGCUCAGUCUUCACCUGCAAACGUAGGUAGUACGUCGUCAGUUAGUAGUGCAUCUGCAGGUAAUGCGAUAACGGUUGGUACGUUGUCGCCUAUUGGACGACGGCUAAGCCAGCACUCCCCUGUCGCUACACCUUCGCCCGCUAUACCAUCCCUUGUGCAGCAAUCGCCGGUUGGCAAGAAUACGUCUGGGACGGUACCUCGUGCUUCGCAGGGACGCCCUUCGGAUUUGUAGAUAUUUUGUGUAAUUAUUUUUUGUUUGUAAAGAUUUGCAUAGUUAACAAAUACGUUAUUAAUUAUUGGUUUAUGUAAUUUGAUUUUGUGA
Molecule: messenger RNA, 1422 nt
Organism: Alnus glutinosa
Lineage: Eukaryota; Viridiplantae; Streptophyta; Magnoliopsida; Fagales; Betulaceae
Exons: 8
Coding region: 151-1332 (393 amino acids)
Source: RefSeq, a predicted model, not a curated record